Drosophila biarmipes is the source of this 4118-nucleotide messenger RNA. RefSeq names its product fragile X messenger ribonucleoprotein 1 homolog (gene Fmr1). Lineage: Eukaryota; Metazoa; Arthropoda; Insecta; Diptera; Drosophilidae. Gene Ontology annotation, cellular component: neuronal cell body; membrane; dendritic spine. The transcript is spliced from 12 exons. Bases 551 to 2635 code for a protein of 694 amino acids. Gene Ontology annotation, biological process: regulation of mRNA stability; negative regulation of translation; regulation of modification of synaptic structure. Gene Ontology annotation, molecular function: mRNA 3'-UTR binding; translation regulator activity; protein homodimerization activity. The record is from RefSeq and is a predicted model, not a curated record.
ACAAGUCCUUUGCCGCGGCUCACGUAGCCCAAACCCGAGUUAGUACCACAAAAGUGAACAGCAACGCGCGCCGAUUGCGUCCGAGUGGCAACUCCGCAGAACAUUGCCGAGCUGCGAAAGUGUGCAAAAGCAAAACGAAGAGAACGCAGCGCAGCCGAAAAAAAAUUGAAGCAGCACUGCACGCGAUAUAUUUUGUAUUUUCAAAGGUUAAAGCCGCAUUCAAAGGCAUCCGCCGAGCGCAAACGAAGCGCAAAAGUGCCGGCCAGCCGCAACAUUUAAGCAGCCGCAAAGCAAAAGACUGAUUUGAUUACAAGGAAUAGGAGCAGGAACGCGAGGAUUCCGCCACUGCACACCGAAUUGAGCCCCUAGAUAACGCGGCAAACUGCAGUCGACGGGGAAAAGUAGGGAGUUGAAGGCUGGGCAGCAGCAGCAGGAGGGACGGACGGCGAAGAACCACCAGAACCAGCACCAGCACCCGCACCAGGAACCCAGAGGCCACAGCCACAGCCACAGCAAGGCGGAGAAACCAGGAGGCACUGCGUCCGGCAACAUGGAAGACCUUCUCGUGGAAGUUCGGCUCGACAACGGCGCCUAUUACAAGGGCCAGGUGACAUCUGUCGGCGACGAUGGCAUCUUUGUGGAUGUGGACGGCGUGCCCGAGGUGAUGAAAUAUCCAUUUGUGAACGUCCGCCUGCCGCCCGAGGAAACCCAGGAGGUGGCCGCCCCGAUCUUCGAGGAGGGCAUGGAGGUGGAGGUCUUCACGCGCACGAACGAGCGCGAAACCUGCGGCUGGUGGGUGGCCAUCAUCAAAAUGCUCAAAGCGGACAUCUGUGCGGUCGCGUACAUCGGCUUCGAGACGCCCUACACCGAAAUCUGCGAACUGGGCCGCCUGCGCGCCAAGAACUCGAAUCCGCCAAUUACAGCCAAGAGCUUCUUCCAGUUCACGCUGCCCGUUCCCGAGGAGUUGCGCGAAGAAGCCCAAAAGGAUGGCAUACACAAGGAGUUCCAGCGCACAAUCGAUGCCGGCGUCUGCAACUACAAUCGCGAUCUGGACGCCCUGAUCGUCAUCUCCAAGUGGGAGCACACUCAGAAGCGCGCCAGUAUGCUCAAGGAUAUGCAUUUUCGUAAUCUCUCACAGAAGGUUAUGCUGUUGAAAAGGACUGAAGAAGCUGCCCGUCAGCUCGAAACGACUAAACUGAUGAGCCGUGGAAACUACGUCGAGGAGUUCCGUGUGCGUGACGAUCUCAUGGGCCUGGCCAUCGGCUCGCAUGGCUCGAAUAUUCAGGCGGCACGCACGCUGGUCGGCGUCACCAACAUCGAGCUGGAGGAGAAGUCCUGCACAUUCAAGAUCAGCGGCGAGACCGAGGAGUCCGUGCAGCGUGCCCGCGCCAUGCUCGAGUACGCCGAGGAGUUCUUCCAGGUGCCCCGGGAGCUGGUGGGCAAGGUGAUCGGCAAGAACGGCCGCAUCAUCCAGGAGAUUGUGGACAAGAGUGGCGUGUUUCGAAUCAAGGUGAGUGCUAUCGCUGGCGACGACGAGCAGGACCAGAACAUCCCACGCGAGCUGGCGCAUGUACCCUUUGUGUUCAUUGGCACCGUGGAGAGCAUUGCGAAUGCCAAAGUGCUGUUGGAGUAUCAUCUGUCGCACCUGAAGGAAGUGGAACAGCUGCGCCAGGAGAAGCUGGAGAUCGAUCAGCAGCUUCGCGCCAUCCAGGAAUCCUCCAUGGGCUCCACACAGAGCUUCCCAGUGACGCGGCGCUCGGAGCGCGGCUACAGCAGCGACAUCGAGUCCGUGCGCUCCAUGCGUGGCGGCGGCGGCGGCCAGCGUGGCCGUGGGCGCGGACGUGGCGGCGGUGGUCCUGGCGGCGGCAACGGGCUAAACCAGCGCUACCACAACAAUCGCCGCGACGAGGACGACUACAACUCGCGGGGCGACCAUCAGCGCGACCAGCAGCGUGGCUACAACGAUCGCGGCAACGGCGACAACACCGGCAACUAUCGCGGCGGUGGAGGAGCUGGUGGCCCCGGCAACAACAGGCGCGGCGGAGUUAACCGCCGGCCGCCACGCAACGAGCAGCAGAACCAGAACGGCAGGGACUAUCAGCUGCACAACCACACCGCCGAGGAGGUGCGGGAGACCCGCGAAGUGAGCAGCGUGGAGAGAGCGGACAGUAACUCAUCCUACGAGGGCAGCUCGCGGAGGCGCAGAAGGCAGAAGAACAACAACGGACCCAGUAACACAAAUGGAGCGGUGGCCAACAACAACAACAAACCCCAGUCGGCGCAGCAGCCCCAACAGCAGCAGCAGCAACAGCAGCCGCCGGCGCCUGUGAGCAAGGCGGCACUGAAUGCCGGUGAUGCCAGCAAACAGAACAGCGGCAAUGCGAACGCCGCUGGCGGUGCGAGCAAGCCGAAGGACGCCUCACGCAACGGCGACAAGCAGCAGCAGGCGGGCACACAGCAGCAGCAGCAACCAUCGCAGGUGCAGCAGCAGCAGGCGCCACAGCAGCAACAGCAGCCGAAACCGCGACGCAACAACAAGAAUCGCAGCAACAACCACACGGACCAGCCCUCCGGACAGCAGCAGCAGCUGACGGAGAACGUCAAGAAGGAGGGCCUGGUCAAUGGCACGUCCUAAGCCCAGUGGGCCAAGCGGUAGCAGCAGCAACAACCAACAAGCAACAACAGAUGGGAUGUACAUGAACAUGAACACAAAUUGCACAUCGUUCAACGGAGUAACAAUGUUGUAUGCGCAGCGGGGGCAGUUUAAUAUUCAUGUUGAUGUCGUUGAAUAUAGCCGCCACAUAACACAACAACUACAACAAACACCAACCACAACAACACAUCCGAGCAACAGCAGACACUAAAACAACAUCUUCAGCCGAGAACAGCAGCCACUAACAAUUUGUUUGAGAAACUAUGAGUAACUAGAAGGAAACGAAAAAUUAAAAUACAUGAAAUAUGUAACAAAUGUAAAAGCUAUACUAACACCCACAAGGAUACACUCAUGAACACACACAAACACACACACAGUUCGAAUUAUACACAAAAAGAAAAAAGAAUAAAGGAAAUUCAUGCCUAGGCUUAUAAUUUGAAUUGAAACUGAAAAAGCUUCAAUAACAAUCAAAAGGAAUUAUAUUUAUGUAUAAAACAAAUUCAAAGGCAAUUAUUAACAAGCAAGAAAAUCUAAAGAGAAUCUGGCGAAAAAGGGCGCUUCUAAAGGGCCCUUGCGUCGACUUGAAAAGUUUCUAGUUAUAUGCAUAUUAUAAUAAAACGAAAAUAAUAUAAUUGCAUUUUUUGUUUUGGUUAAAUUAAUUUUAACUGAUUCUGUCUUGUGUUUUUGUGUAUAAUUCGUGCAUGCAACAACUUAAUGGCCUAGCAGGUUUUCCAAUUUAACCAUCAUUUUUGUAUUAUUAUUGUUUAGUAUUCCAUUGUAAAUGCCAGGGCGCGUUUAGGAGUUGCUUACAAAAUUCAACAAAGUAAACGAACGUGGCUCCAGCCAAAAGCCGGAACAAACACUCUGUUGGUCCUGGGCUUUUGCAGCGUUUCAUUGUUUAUUUUGUUCGUUACAACAUGGAAAAUCCUCUCUUAUUUGUAUAAUGUUGUAUUUAUUUACUAUUAUUAACACAUCCCCCACCACCCCCAACACCAUCCACACCAUCCGCAUACUCCAUAAAACUACACGCGUAUCACAAGUCUCACACACACGCUCGCUCAUACAAACAAGAAGGGAAACGCAUUGAAUUUGAUUUUGUUUUAUAAAUAUAUAAUUUACUUUGCCAAACCUACAAAGCGUAUACUAACUUAGUCCUCUAUUGAAUACUCUUAUUUGGAAGAACAGUGUCAAUAAUAUGUAAGAAAAUCAACCACACAUUUUAACAUACAUAGAAGAAGGGAUGGAGAACCACGAUAAUGAUAAUGGUACCGAUAAAGAUAAAUCUAAAUAACGUUGUGUAAUUCAAAUUAAUAAAAAAAAUCCAACAAAAGAAAACUGCAUAAAACAUAAACGUAAUAAUAUAAAUAUAAUGAGAAAAAUGUGCGAUUUAAAUUUAUUAUUUAUAUGAAGAUGAACGUAUAAAGAAUAUAAAUAUAGCAAGUAAAUUUUAUUAAUUUCAAAUUUA